Cuscuta europaea is the source of this 2023-nucleotide messenger RNA. Lineage: Eukaryota; Viridiplantae; Streptophyta; Magnoliopsida; Solanales; Convolvulaceae. The record is from the annotation of a GenBank genome assembly.
GGUGUGUAUAAAGUGUGUACAAAGCUGCGUACAUCAAUGAUGGGUUGUUAUCCCAAUUCCCACCAUCCCGCCGAUGCCCAUUUAUUUUCUGGCUGGGUUAUUGGAUGAAAAUGAUGCUUUCGCUAGCCCUCUUCUCCACGCGGAAUCUACUCCUCCAGCAUUACCCCAACAGAUCUGAUAACUGCAGCGCACGGUUGCUCUCCUUCAGUCAUUCCCAACAUCCGCAAUUCAGCAAGAGGUUAACCCUCUGCGCUGAUAGUAAGCCUUCUGCCCAUCGGGGCCGGCUUAUACAAGCUGCAGCGGUCACCUAUGGCGACAUUUUCUGGCGACUAACCACUUCCGUGGUCCUUUUCCUAGGUCUUGGUUUCACCUUUGGCUCCUGCACAUGCCCAGCUCUUUCUUCUCAUGUCACUUUCUCUCCCCAAGCUCACCCUCAAACCUCUAACGAGAAUGGUGAAGGGAAACAAACAACGGAUGUGAUUGAUUUUGAUGAUGAAGAGCUUCAAGCAGCAUUUGAGAAAUGGAAGGACAAAACAUAUGCUCUAACAGUUCCUUUAAGAAUCAUUUCCUUUAGGAACUCAUUUCCUCCCGUAUGGAUCAAGGAUUUUUUGAGUUCUCAAGGCAGGAGAGCGAAACUAUGUCCAGACUUUCGUCGUAGUUCUCAAGACAUAUUUCAUGAACUUUCUAUGGCGUUCGAGAAAGGAGUUGUAAAUAGAAAAUCUGCAGUGGCAGCUGAUGUUGUUGCUCUUGGUGAUGCAUGGCUUAGUUUCGCCAUUAAGAAUGGAUUAAUUGAGCCAAUGCAAAGGGUAGAAGACGAAGACUGGUUUAAAAAUGGGUUAUGUGACAAAUGGAAGGUAUAUUUACAAAGGAGUAAUGAGGGGAAACUAGAUUCUCAAGGGAGGAUAUGGUCUGCUCCCUUCAGGUGGGGAAGCGUUGUUAUAGCUUACAAGAACAGAGAAUUUCAAAAGCAUAACCUGGCUCCUAUUAAUGUAAGGACUGGGAUGAUUUAUGGCGGCCAGAGCUUGCAGGAAGAAUUUCUAUGGUUGAUUCACCACAAGAAAUCAUUGGUGCAGUUCUGAAAUAUAUGGGGGCGUCAUAUAACACAAAAGAUUUGGACUCUGAAGUGACUGGUGGCCGAAAUGCUGUUCAGCAGAAUCUUGCAGCACUAGUUAAACAGGUUCGGCUAUUUGACAGUCAAAACUAUCUUAAAGCAUUUGGGGUGGAAGAUGUAUGGGUAGCUGUUGGAUGGAGUAGCGAUGUGCUUCCUGCUGCCAAGCGGAUGUCAAACAUUGCAGUAAUUGUUCCUAAAUCUGGUGCAAGUUUAUGGGCUGAUUUUUGGGCAAUACCGGCCACCACAAGACUUGCAUCAUCUUAUGAUGAAAUUGGGGGGAGAGUGAGAGGGCCUUCCCCACUAGUGGGCCAGUGGAUAGAGUUCUGUUUACAGUCAGAAAGAGAAUCGCCCUUCAAGGUGGAGGUCAUCCCUGGUGCAACUCCAUAUGCUCUAGAUGGAACCCCACCAUCAGCAGUAGAAGAAAUGGUCUCUCAAGAAGUUGUAGGAAGAAGGCCAAAACUUGACACAAAUCUAAUCGCUUCUGGUGUGCCUCCACCUGAUAUCUUGUCAAGAUGCGAGUUUCUGGAGCCAUUAUCAGACAAGGCAUUGUCUGAUUAUCAAUGGUUGGUAAGCAGUGUGCAUAAACAACAGCCUGAAUCCAGUUUGAUGGGAAGAAUAUUGCACAAUGUCUCUUUUGUUUUGCGCACAUUCCCCCCCUUAAAAUGCAUCAGCGAAAGGGGGUGUAACAAAACAAAAAGAAAAAAUACUCCGUAAUACUUAUGGAAAAGAAAGCAUGUACGAGUAUAUCGUCUGGUGAUUCAUUAACUUUCAAUACUCCGUAAUACAUUGCUUCUGUAGCUCUGUACAAAAUACAAGGAUGGACUCUGUUUGGAAUUAUUUCUACCUUCUCUAACCAAAUUUCAACCAUACUGUUUUAUUUGCUAAAAAAUUGUCAUAUUGAAAGAAAGGUAA